Raphanus sativus (radish) is the source of this 516-nucleotide messenger RNA. RefSeq names its product syntaxin-132-like. Gene Ontology annotation, biological process: vesicle-mediated transport. The record is from RefSeq and is a predicted model, not a curated record. NCBI's taxonomy places the organism in Eukaryota, Viridiplantae, Streptophyta, Magnoliopsida, Brassicales, Brassicaceae. Gene Ontology annotation, cellular component: membrane. The transcript has 5 exons. Bases 1 to 516 code for a protein of 171 amino acids.
AUGAAAAAUACGUUUAAUUCCGUGAACCGAUCCUUACGCGUGAACCCGAAGGAGGGGAGUUCAAGCCACGUGUCGUGUUCUCAGUCGCCUGUUUCUUACCCGUCGGAGAAGCUUCUCGGUGAGGAACCUGUGGAGGAGACUGUUAACUCUGAGCGUGAUAGUAUCUCUGUCACCGGUUCGUUUGAGCUUCCACAGGGUCAAUCUUCUAGAGAAGGAGAUGUGGAACUUGGUGAACAAGGAGCAGAUCAAGGAUUAGAUGAUUUCUUCAAAAAGGUUCAAGAGAUUGAUAAACAAUAUGAAAAGCUUAAUAAGCUUCUAAAGAAACUUCAGAAGAAAAUGGAAAAGGACGUUGAUGAAGUCAGAAGUAUUGCUCGUUUCGUUAAGGGUAAACUCGAGGAGCUGGACAGAGAGAAGAACUCGAGAAAAUGGAUGUAUAUUGCAAUCAUCAUCUUUCUCAUUGUUGUUGCUGUGAUCGUUGUUGGUGUUCUCAAGCCUUGGAAAGACAAGAAGGCUUAG